Molecule: messenger RNA, 981 nt
Organism: Clonostachys byssicola
Lineage: Eukaryota; Fungi; Ascomycota; Sordariomycetes; Hypocreales; Bionectriaceae
Source: the annotation of a GenBank genome assembly
AUGUGGGCUCGAGACAGCAUCCAGCCGGCGAUGAUCGUCUUCUUAGCCGUCAAUACGCUAUGCGUAGGCUUAAGAGUGUACGUGCGGACCAUGCUUAGCAAGUCGUUCGGAUACGACGACUAUGCCAUGGUCUUGGCUCAUGCUGGAUUUAUCAUCCUCUGCACCUGCACCUUUAUAUCAGUCAAGGCUGGAUAUGGUGAUGAUGCACCCAACCCAGACUAUGAUGUCGUGACCGCCGUCAAGUUCUUCGUUAUUUCGACCAUCGAAUACGUAAUCCUCGUGUUCGUUGCCAAAGUCAGCGUGGCGCUCGUUCUUUAUCGUCUCGCUAGCAGUAACAAUGUGAUUCGAAGAAUAUUGGAAGCGUCGGUCGGUAUCAUGGCGAUAUGGACAACGGUAACGAGCGUAAUGGUUGGACUUCAGUGCCGGCCUUUGUCCCUUGCUUGGGGAGUCGGUGAAGGAACUUGUAUGUCGGCCAAGACGUUGGGAAAUGUCGGAUAUGCCAUUUCGUCAAUGGACAUCGCGUCGAGCUUUCUUUACGCCAUCAUUCCAGUCUUCCUACUCAAAGGCGUUCAACUAAGCCCAAAGAUGAAGGCAUCGGUAAUCUUCCUUCUCGGAAUGGGAGUAGUGAGCUCCAUUGCAACCGUCCUGCGGCUGAAAUAUCUGAUCGAUGUCGCCAACAUGAAGUCUCCCACUGGUGCCGAAGCUGCCAACGCUUACCUAGUGACAUUUGUUUUUUCGAUCACUGAGCUGGGACUUACCAUCUUCACUGCCUCCCUUGCCGCGUUGCGACCUCUGCUGAAGUUCAUUCCGUGGGGUUCGAUCGGGUCGCAGGGUCGUUCUUAUAAAAAGAGCGCCAAUUCACGGAUUGAAAUGGGCCCGAACAUCAAGCUUAGUGAUAUUCAGGACACACACCAAAACACAAGCGAGGAGCACAUCGUUCAAAAGGGCCCAAAGCACAGUGUUACCGAUGUCGAGGUGUAA